CUGUCAUUUUAACGAAUUACUGGCAGGAUAUAGCCCAGUGCCUGGAGAGUUGCUUAUUCUUUGCAUGAAGAAGAGAAAGAACUUGCUGGGGCAUCAGAAGAUAUUUUAAGAGGUUGCUGUUAUGACAUCUAACGACACAAUGACAUCUAACGUCACAAUGACAUCUAACGUGUCAAUCGCAUUAUUACAAUUACAAGAUACCGUCUAUUUUAAUGAAAGUCAAGUUCCAGACUCUGUCAUACAUUAUACAAUAGCAGCUGCUGUUGCCAUGUGCCUCUGCCUCAUUGGAAUUGUGGGAAAUAUAAUAGUGUGCUGGUUCCUUUUAUUCAGGAUUCAGAGAAAUAAAUACACUGUUUACAUUAUGAACUUAGUUGCAGCUGACCUGCUGUUACUCACAUUUGCUGUUUUAGUAAUGAUGGUCAAUAUAAACACAUUAGUUGGUAGCAAUCCUGAUUUUAAAGGCAAUGCUGAAUUUGAUACUUUCUUAGAAAUAAUUUAUGAUCUUUCUUUAUAUUCUGGAAUGUACUUUCUAACAGCUAUCAGUAUGGAGAGAUGCAUUUCUGUGCUUUUUCCUCUUUGGUAUCGUAAUUAUCGCCCAAAGAAACUAUCAGUAAUAAUGUGUGUUUUCCUUUGGAUUCUUGGAUGCACAGAAAGUCUCAUUAAAAACUUAACAUGCCCCUCAGAAGAUUUUAGGAGUCAGACACCAGUUUGUACAGGAGUAGAGAUUAUGACAUUCACUUUAAGCAUUUGCAUCUGUCUACCACUAAUGAUCCUUUCUAGUGUCACUCUUCUGAUUGCUAUAAAGAGGACCUUCAGGGAUCGAUACCCACCAAGACUUUAUAUCAUCAUUAUUGCUGCCGUCUUUAUUUUCAUCUUGUCAGUGAUACCAAUCAACUUCCUCUGGUUUCUACUGUACUUCAGACGUUUACCUUCAAUACAAGAUACUCUUGGCCUAUACUUUGCCAGUAUAAUAAGUGCAGCUCUCAGUUCUACUGCCAAUCCAUAUAUUUACUUUAUUGUUGGAAGAGUGUGGAAACAGAAAUCCAAUAAUUCAAUUCAUGAUGCUCUUCAUAGAGCCUUUAAGGCAGAAGAGGAUGAAAAGGAAGAUCUAAAAUGUGAAGAAGAAAAGACUUCAUCUAACACUGGUGAAACAAACAGCACUUCCUGUAACAGUGAUCAAACACAGAGUUCAAAUGACACCAAUAAGGAAAAUAUCUUGUGAGCAUGUGCUAUUAAGGUUUUUAAUAAAUUAGUAUACUUCCCACUGGAUGGUUUAUGUUAUAUAAAUGCUACAGAAAUGUACAGGAAAACCAAACAUUAAACAAAUAAUGUGGAAUAUCAUGAGAGAGGAUGAACUAUUAACAAACUUUUUAAGUGAAUUUGAAGAAUCUGAAUAAAAUUAAAAUUUAAUUCCUAUUUUUUUUUUAUAAAUCAGCCAUUAUCAUAACAUUCUUUUUGUGUAAGUGCAUAAGAGCUGUUGUACGAUGUUAUCAGGCAGAACAAAAAAUGAACGUAAAAAAUGACAUAUUAUACAUUCAUGUGUUUAAAGUCAUAUAAUUAGGCUUAUAUACAUACAAGGCAGAAAUUAUGGAUCAAUUUGGUGCAAAUGUGAAGAAGUGUGGCCUACAUACAUCAGUUCAUCAAAUCAGCAGGAAGGUCGAAUUGAAAUUUGGAUAGAAAUAAAAGCAGAAACUACAGUC
Messenger RNA from Xenopus laevis (African clawed frog), 1700 nucleotides. Its product is annotated as mas-related G-protein coupled receptor member D. Lineage: Eukaryota; Metazoa; Chordata; Amphibia; Anura; Pipidae. The transcript has 2 exons. The record is from RefSeq and is a predicted model, not a curated record. Bases 122 to 1222 code for a protein of 366 amino acids.